This is a messenger RNA of Zygotorulaspora mrakii, 1422 nucleotides long. RefSeq lists its product as uncharacterized. Gene Ontology annotation, cellular component: outer membrane. The transcript has a single exon. The coding region runs from base 1 to 1422 and encodes 473 amino acids. The record is from RefSeq and is a predicted model, not a curated record. NCBI's taxonomy places the organism in Eukaryota, Fungi, Ascomycota, Saccharomycetes, Saccharomycetales, Saccharomycetaceae.
AUGUCAGAAAAGAACUCUAGUGUGAUUAAUAAAUUUGAGCAAGCUACUCUUGAUGAGUCAUCGACCAAACCGCUAUACUUUUCCAAGGUUACCAUUGAAGGGGACAAUGGCUCAAGUCCGCUUUCAAAUGGAUUUUACAAGACUAUAUUGGAACAUCCCCUGACUGCUCCCUUACAAAAUGUGGACUCAAGUUUAAGCAUGUUUCAGGCCAUAAGAAAUAAUUUUCUUUACACAGGACUAUACCAGGAUGUAAGUGUGUCGUUUGAACAGGAUUAUGACAGCGCUACCCUGGAGUAUAUGCGCAACGGCAUCCCACAUGAGUAUGGAAUAGAGUUACCUAUUCCAACUCAUGCCAAAAUUUCUUUGAAGCCAUCUGCUCUUUAUAACAGUAAUGCAGCAUCGACGACUAUAAAUGAUGAUUCUGCUUCACUUGCAGUAUGUCGCACUUGGUUGAAUCAAUUAGGACUUGCUGACUCUGAGAUGCUAUAUUGGGGUAUUAACUACAACCCAAUCAAGUCCGCAUGGGAAGGUAUAACAUGCAAGGGGUUUGUUUCAGUGCCUUUGAUGAGAAAUCCUUCUAUAAAGGGACUUUUAGAUUUUGAAUACAACGAAUUGACAGACUUGAGUAGUGAUUCGCAAACAACUAAAAAAGACUACGAGAAUGUAACUUCCAUGGGUUUUAAAAAAAGUUGGAUACUGGACAACUGCAAGUCCAUUCCGUUUUUUUACACCGGCCUUUCCUUUACCAAUAGGCUUUCAAGAAACAAAAAUGACAAAAGUGGUGAAGCUAGAGAAUACUAUUUGAAGACAGGCGUAAUAAGUCAGUUUCAACAUGAUACUAGGAAAUUCUUUGGAACUUUACCAAUAUCCGGCUACCUUUUGAAGCUUAAUAACGAGUACGUGCUAUCUCAGUCAAACCUACAUUCUUUGGAUGAAUCGAUAGAGAAUAAUUUCAAUAAGUUUCAGUUUAAUCUGGAACAUCAUGUUUCCUACCUCAAAAAUAUUUUUACGAGGUCUUUUGAUCUACAAUUUGGAGGUAUUGUGCCAAUGGCAGAGAUCGAAAGUGUUCAUCCAGCAGAUAGAUUCUGCUCAACCGGCACCAAUUUAUUGAGAGGAUUUCAGCCAAGCAGCUCCGACUUCGCUAAUAAUUUCUACUACAAAGUCGGUUUGAACACGUCACAUAAAAUUUAUCGGACCCCAUUGAACUCACCAUUAAGGCUCGGUUUGUUUUUGAACAUUGGGAAUGCCUUCAAUGACUUGCAAAACGCUUUUGAUUCUUAUGCAGCAGCUGCUGGUGCUUCGCUAUUUUAUAAGACACCUCAAGCAGAUAUGGAUCUAACCUAUGCAUAUCCGUUAACAUCAAGACCGCAAGAUAUUGCUAAACCAGGAUUUUCCUUCGGAAUCAAGUUCUCCUAUUUUUAG